ACAUCCCUCGAUUUUUGUUUCUGCCAGCGUUUGGUUUCACCUGCUGUCCUGGUCCUAGGUCUGUGCAUGAGGUGUGUUCGAUGGUUCAGCUGGUUCAGCCAGAUUCUGUGCUGCUGGUCUGGUUGUUUCCAUCUCCACUCUAGUUCGAAUGAGUCGAUCCGUCAGAUUCUAUUCCCCUGCGUGGGUCUUUAGUUGCCGCGGUGCCGAGACUGCGUAUCCAAGUGCUGGCGGUUAGAUCUAUGAAGGGCUUUAAUUCUGUUUAGUGUCUUACCGUGAUCUUAGCGUCGAGACAGAACCUCGCGUGAAUCUAGCGAUCUAGGUAGCUAAUCCAGAGGUUCGGUUCCGUUUUCUAGUCAUUGUACGCCUGUAACCCUGGAUCUGGUCACCAUCCGAAGCGCGAUGAUCAUCAUGGCGGAUGCAGGUGCCUCCCAGCCGAUCUCGAGCACGGCUGCUUCUUAGCCAACCCUGUGAGUUGGGAGUCUAAGAACACUGGUGGGAUCCAGUGAGGGAAGUAGCCCUACAGUGUCAUGGGCGGGGCAUCGGAUGAGUGGAACCGCAGGUGGUGGGAGGAGGAAGGCGACGACGAUAACUGGGCAACACUACCAUCCGCACCCUCCGCACCCUCCGCGCGAGACACCACCAGGCGGGAAGAGACCACAACUGCCAACGAAAAUAGCAGCAGCUGUAGCAGCAGCAACGAACGCAACAGGGAGAUCGCGAGGUUUAGGGGUUCCGUGGAGGGAGCGGAGGGAGCAGGGGGAGCGGAGGAAGGUCAAGAGAUGGUCGUUCUUCGCGAGGACGACAGCAUUCGCUGGGAUGCGGAGGCCGAGUCACGCCUCCCACUCCUGGGCUCCAUUGGUUCCUCGAGCGGCGUGCGCGAGAGAGCGGCGGCUGCAGCGGCGGCAGGUGGCUGGUGGGGCAGGGCGGCCGCCAGCCAAGGCUCUGAGAGGAGAGCGCUGGGAUCGGACCAGGCGGUGGGAAACGGGACGGGGAAUGGUCUGCUUGGCAGUGAUGGUCGGGGGGUUGGGGCUGGAGAUCGAGAAGGCGCGGAAGCGCGAGAGGAGGAGGGGUCAGAAGGCGGGAUGCGCAGACGGCGGCCGUGGAAGUAUGAAGAGCGGGCGACGGGGGCUCCUGAAUUCAAGGAGGAUCUUCGCUCGUGGGCGUUCAGCAAGGGGGACGGCUUGGCGAAGCCGCAGCAGGCGGCGGCGGCAGUGAGCGAGCCUGGUGGGGAGAAUGCGGGUGAAGCGACGGAUGUAGAGGCGGGGGGGAGUGGCGGGGGAUCGUUGGCGGAGUCACGGCUGGAGGAUCGGUGGGGCGAUGUGGAGCUGAUGGCUCGAGAGGUGGCGUCUGCUGCAGAGAGAGAGAGAUCGACAGGGGGAGAGAGACCGGGUGAUAGGGAGGGAUACGCAGAGGCACAGGGGUUGGCGGAGAAAGUGGGGUCGGAUAAGUCGGAAGAACGGGAGAGGUCGGAAACACAAGGAGGUGGUGGUGGUGGUGGUGGUGGUGGUGGUGGUGGUGGUGGUGGUGGUGGUGGUGAGGGUGAGGAUGAAUCUGGGGUGGAGUGUGUCUCUGGUGCCGCUGCUGCUCGGCCCGUUUCGGGCUACAGCAGUGGCACGUUCUCCUCGUCUGCUGGCGCGUCGCUCAACCUAAGGCCCAACGGAGGUAUGAAGAUCACUGGGAGGCCUAGCACGAGCAAGACCUUUCCCAUCCCCAUCCCCUCGCCAGCAACUACCACCAGCAGCACCAGCACCAACACCACCAGCACCAGUACCACCGCCACCAGCACUUCCAUCUCCCCUUACUCGAGCGCCGCCACCAUCGCGAGCAUGCCGUCGUCUGCAAGCAGAGCAGCAGCAGCGGCGGCAACGGCUCGGGCGUCAGGGCUGGACAGUCUGUUGGAGCUGAGUGCGUAUGAAGACCUCGACCUGCACUCCAUCAUGGCGCUCUCCGACCUCGUGCGCCACGCCCCCACCCCCACACCCGCCUCCUCCUCCUCCUCCUCCGCCGUCGCCGCGUCGAGCAGAGCUCUCAGCCCGACGGGGUCUGCGGCUAUCGGGCAGUCGGCGUCGGCGUCUGGGGUGUACAACCGCCGCGUGGACAGGCAGAUCCCACGUGCUGCAGUCGUUGCGCUCCAGGCUGCUGCCGCUGCCAAGACUGGCUGGCCGCUCAACCUGCAAGCCCGGUCGGGGCUGCACUUCCCUCCGCCGCCCCACCUGGCGACCACGACGCACGCGUGCGACAAGUGCAGCCUGCGCUUCUUCUCGCCGCUCAACCACCGCCGCCACAUCCGCAUCCACCGCAAGAUGCUGCGCACUGAGAAGGUUGAUUUGUCUGGGAUUCGUGGGGAUCUUGCGCUCUUCUUAAACAAGCUGGGUAUGCCAGCAGUGCUCGACCACAUAUCGCUGCAGGCUCUCUCUGUCGAGGGUAUUCAGCUGGUGGACCGUCUCUCCUCCCUGGUGGACCACCAUCGCUUCCCCUUUGUGUCGCCCAUUGCACCACCACUCCCACCGUACCUCAAGCUCGGCCCAGACCUUGUCGCGGUGGUGUUGAACAAGGAGCUGCUGUGCGAGGACGACCUCUUUGCCAUGCUGGACGCCGCCAGCGAGCGCACCUUCCUGCAGGGGGGCACGUCCCCCGCCGUGCACCGCUUCGUCUUCCAAGCCACCGGGACCAGCGGCAGCGGCAGCGGUGGCGGCGGUGGUAGUGGUGGUGGGGGUGGGGGGGUUGGUGGCGUGGGGGGUGGCAGCAACGGGCGGAUUAAAGUGAUGCGCCUGCAUGACAAGGACCUGGUGGCGGCUCUGGCGUUCCUCAUUGAGCAGAAACUCGUGGAUGCGUACAUGGCAGCGCGUGAGGCUGCUGCGCUCGAGCAGCAGCACCUGCUGGUGGAGGAGGAAGCAGCUGCCAUGCACAAGCGGGCGCGGCUGCAGCAGCGCAGGCGGCAGAAGCGGCAGAGGCAGAGAGGAGGGGGCAAGGCGGUUGACAAGGGGGGCCAACAGGGGUCCAAUGGUCUCCAUGGUGUGGGGGUAACGGGGGUCAUUGGGACCUGGGGGAAAGAGGAUGAUUCGGAUAAAGAGGAGGAAGAGGAGGAGGAAGAAGAGGAGGAAGAAGCGGAGGACGAGGAGGCGGAGGUGGAGGAGGAAGUGGAGGAGGAGGUAGUGGAAGACGAGGAGGACGAAGAGGAGGACGAAGAAGAGGAAGAGGAGGAGGAGAAGGAGGGAGAGGAGGAUGGGGGUGAGAAAGAGGGGGGAGAGGAGGAGGAAGAUGGGGCGAAGAAGGAGCCGCAGCAACUGCAGCAACAGCAGCAAGUGCAGCAGCAGCAAGCAGGGGGCGACAGCAGCUCUGACGGGCUCUCAUCUGAGUCCCUCGACUCUCCCAAGUGCGCUAGGGUGCACCCAGCGCCCAUGCCAGGCACAGACGGCGCGGACGGCGAGAAAACGAAGGAGCCUGGGUGCCACACAGGUGAAAGGAGAGGGGGAGCAGUUGCAGGGACUCGUGCUACUGGCGCACAGGGCCGUCCAGGAACGGUUUCUGCCCCCGGCGGUGGAGCGACGGAUAGCAGUCUAGACUCGUCGAACGCCAGGGGGGCAGCUGCAGGAGCGAGUGCAGCAGGAGGGCCAAGGGCAGGCGCAGGCGCAGGUGUAGGUUUAGGCUUAGGAGUGGCAGUUACAAAUACAGCUACAGGUUCGGGUUCAGGUUCGGGUUCAGGUUCAGCUGUAGGUGUAGGUUCAAGUGGUGCAAGGACAGGAGGAGCAGGGGGCAGGAGGGGUCGUGGCAGGGCGGGGCAAGGGGCAGGCGGGGAGAGGGGCGAGCAGGGCAGGGGACGGCAGCAGUGGAGUGGGAAGAGGGAAGCCGUGGGGCCUUAUGCUGGAGUGCCGCUGGACACUGGUGCGCCUGCUGCCUGUCCUGCCAGUGCUGGCGGUGCUGGCAGUCGUGGCAGUGCUGGCAGUGCUGCUGCUGUUGAGAACGCGGCUUCUUCUAGAGGGCGGGCAGAAGGGAGGGAGCAGCAGCAGAGUAAUGCUGCCAGCGAUGGGUCCGGCGCUCCUGGCAGGGUUGAGUCAGGGCAGUCUGGUCGGGGCUUGAGGGACGGAGGACGCGGAGGGGGCCCGGGCAGUGGGAGGGAGAGAUAUGUGAUUGCAGGGAAGUCUGGGCAGCAGGGUAGGGCCGAGAUAAGGUCUGCGAGCGGCUUGGGGGCUGCUGUGGUGUCCGGGGCCGGUGCUGCUGGACCCUUGGAGGGGGUGAGAGUCUUGGGGGAAGCAGAAGUAGUGGCGGCUGCACCAGUAGUCUUGCCAGUAGCAACAGCUGUAGCAGCAGCGGCUGUAGAACCAGUGGCACCAGUAGCAGCAGCAGUAGCAGCAGAAGCAGCAGUAGCAGCAGUAGCACCAGCAACCCCAGCAGUAGCGCCGGUAGCAAUAGCAAUAGCACCAGUAGCACCAGUAGCAGUAGCACCAGAGGCACCAGCAGCAGCAGUAGCAGCAGCCACAGAUGCGAGCAGGAAAACGGCAGUAGAGGGUUCCCUGAGGCAGAUGCUGCAGCUUGACCCUCCUCCUAGCGUCUCUGGCACCUCUGGUGCUGCGAAUGGUGCUGAUGCUGCGGGUGAUGGUGCUUCCAGCGCCAAAGCUCGAGUGGUUGUGAUAGGAAGCAUGGUAGUUCCCUUGGUAGGCACUAGCAGUGCUGCCAAACGCCCUCUCGUCGACGCCCACCCCGCCAACGCCCACCCGACAAACGCCAACCCCAGCAACACCAGCCCUGGCAACACCAGCUCAGCUUCCCCUGCUGCUGCAGUGGUGCAGGCAGCAGGUCAAAGUGCUCUCAGCGAGAAGCACACACAAGAGCAGCGUGCACAGGCACAGCAGGCACCGAGUCACGAGCAGCAGCAAGCAGCAGAGUCGUUGCUGGUUGAUGCUGCGCGGAGUGAGGCUGAUGCGCACCUGAGGGCUGUUCUGCUCCAUGCGUUGCGCCUCAUGAGGAACCGAUGGGACGCCGCCAUCUCUUCCCCUGAUGCCACUAUUUUGCAGCACAGCAUCUCCUCCCCCUCUCCUCCAACAACAUCCACCCACACGCCCUUCCUGCACCGCCUCUGGUCCCAGCUCAACCACCCCCACUCCCUCCCUCCUCCUUCCUCGGAUCCUGCCAACGGCACCAGCAGCACCACCAGCAGCAGCACCGAUAAUGUGACGAGCAAUGGGCACUUACCUGUUGCCAGCAGCAGCAGCAGCAGCAGUAGCUUUGUGGGUGCAAUUUGCCAGGAGACUGAUAAUCUUGGGAAUGGGCAGGUAGUGUUGGGUACGCAAGUGGAGCAGGAUGCGAGGGAGGGUGGAGGCAACCGAGGGGAGGAUUCUGUAGGAGAAGGGAGGGUAGGCGGGGCGUUGGGAGAGACACGUGCGACACCUGCUGCUGCUGCUGCUGCUGCUGCUGCUGCUUCUGCUUCUGCUACUGCAGCUACAGCUGCUACUGCUGCGACUACUAGUGGCAGUGGAGCUGCGAGUUCAAAUGCAGGUGCUGGUACCAGCGCACUGGCAAACGGCCAGCCUGCCACUGAUGCAGGUGCUGCAGCCAGCCCGCCUCCUCCUGCUACUGUUGCCACUGCCGAUGCUGCCGCUGGUGCACCUGCUGCUAGUGGGGCUUCCGCGCUUGGUGGUACGAGUGGUGGCAGUGGAAGCAGUGUGGUGGCAGCUGCUGAAGGGGGUGGGGGUGGGAGUGGGAGUGGGAGUAGGAGUGGGAGUGCAGGCAGUAGUGGCAGGGGCCGUGGUGGUGUGGGCGGUAGUGGUGUCUCACAAGCGCCUACUUCUAGCCGCAGGGAGUCAAGGGCAAGAGGCAAGAGAGGGGGGAGGUGAUGUGGGACGGUUGUUGUGGGGUGAUGGUGAUGGUGAUGCUGCCGAUGGUGGUUGGUGAUGAUAAUAAUGAUGAUAAUGACUGGAGUAAUGGUGGGUUUUAAUGGUGGUGGUGAUGAUAGUGAUGGUGGUUGUGGCCCUCGUCGUGAUGCAGUGUUGUGAGCGGACGUACUAUGGCACACGGUCAUAACAGCCAUUGCUGCUACUCUGUGGGGUCAGGACUGGCUCUGUCGAGGCAUUACUGUUGCCAAUGCCAAAGCUCAUGCUCAUGCGCAUGCUGGUGCGCACGCCCGCCGCGUUGCCGCAGUGCAGUGCGCAGCUGUAGAUGAGUCGUCGUGGCACGCAGUGACCUGACCUCCCUUCUACAGUGUCCAAAUAGGGGUUGCUGCUUUCGCCGAUCCCUGCCUCUGUGUUCGUCCGGGCAGUUCUGUGGGUGCGUCUGGUAUCCCGCAUACUCCUCCAGCUUGUUGGUUGGUGGGGGCUUUCGUCUACUCCAGCAAGCUGUGAAUCGCUGGAGGAGCCAGUUGUCAGCAGGGCAGCCAUGAGGUCAUGGGUCAGCGGUGCAGCCGUGAGGUCAUGGGUCAGCGGGGCAGCCAUAGCAGGGUGCAGCACAGCCCUUGUGGAGUUGCUGCUGCUGCCACCUCCUGCCGGUUCUCAGCAGCCCAUCAUGCCUCCUCUCCUUUUCGCUCUCCGUCUCUUGCUCUCGCUCUCACUCUCACCCUCUCACAUCCAUGUUCUUUGACACACAUACGCAUAUCACCCUUCCCUUUCCCCUUCACGUCCUACUAUCCUGCUAUCCUACUAUCCUACCAUCCUGCUCAUGCCUAAGUCUGCACGUUGUUACACGGUUGAACUCCCCUGUUCAUACCACUGAUGCACAUAUACUCGCUGUGUGCUCCCUCCCUCUCCUACUUCCACCUACCCCCCUCGCCCUCUUCCGCUCCCUCUCCACUUCACACGCACGCGCCCAUACAUGCGAUUGCAUUAACGUGCACAAGACCGACACGCUUUGACCGAUCCAUUCACAAACCAACCCACUGCACAUGCACGCUAGCAGAAACUUACAGCGCAGGCAUGCAGUGCAGGCGCACAGCACACACAUACCUGCAUUAGUGUGUAUGCGGCAUAGUCCCCCUCGUUGGGCGUCAAUGUUCUCCCCAUGAUGGUUCUUGUGUUGCUCAUGAUGAGACUUUCAUCCAUUCCAUCAUUUGUUGGUAGUUGUGUGGCUUUGAUAUGGCUACAAGCAUCUGUUCUGAGGGUGUAGUGAAGAAGUUGUAUGCUGAAAUGAAACUUGAUGUUUUGUUAUGGAAUUCUAGGAUUGGCCUAGAAAAUGAUGAG
Molecule: messenger RNA, 7169 nt
Organism: Closterium sp. NIES-67
Lineage: Eukaryota; Viridiplantae; Streptophyta; Zygnematophyceae; Desmidiales; Closteriaceae
Source: the annotation of a GenBank genome assembly